UUGCUUGUAAGCGAUGAAUAAUUUAUUAUUAGUAUUAUUAUUAUUCGUAUGCAGUCAAUGUAACGUCAAUCGGGCAACAGAAUAUAUCCCCUGCGGACUGACAAGAUGUUACAACGUAGGUUACGAGGUAUGCAUUGGUCCGCCGGAAGCACGCACGGAAGCCGACUCGGACUGUUAUUCUUGUGACGCUUUAGCCCAAAUUGAGAAGUUGAACCCCUGUGACCCGGCGAGCAAGAGGCAUGGGUGCAUGAAAUACUGCACGGAUAAGGCACUUGAAGAACAAAGAAAAACAUGGGACCAGUCGCAAGAAAUCUUUACGCGAGCACUCCAAAACGAGCAAAUGCUUCGGGAAAGAAACCAUGCAGUCAUCGCCGGCCUUGUAUGUCUAGCUGCGUUGAUAGUUAUGAUGGCGGUGGCUUUCUGCAUGCGCAGAGAGAAUCAACGUAAUAGAAAACAAAAAGAAGAACGUGCGAAGUCGUCUUCAACUGCCCUUGUUCCAGUAUAUUCUGAUACUCAACUAACUACAGAAAAGACAGAAUUAAUAAAUGAAACAGAAAACAACAUUUCACCCGAACAAUUAUACAAAGUAACGGACAUGGGCACACCACCUGUGAUGCAACCGUUCGAUAGUAAUUAUACUGGCGUCACCACAGAAGCUAGAUCUGAUCCCCGCGAUAAUUCAAUAACAUAUAUCGUUUACCAACCCGGCACCUCUGGUUCAACUGAGCUACACGAUGGAAAAUGCCACGAUGAACGGUUAUGCAUUGUUUCUCCACAAUCUCAGGACCCUGGAAAGCUGUGCACAAGUUCGUCUUACUACAAACAGCCUACAUAAACCAGCUGACGAUUAUAGAGUGAUGGGUGCUUUUUACAAAUCCCAACUUUCGCUAGAUAAGGUAUUUUGACACUUGUUAAUGAUAAAAUAAUGUUUUUUUUAUUAUGCAUAAUACAUUCAUGUAUAUAUUUAAGUGCAUAGCAUUUCUAAUCACGAUGUUUAGUUUAUUAUUUUCAAAAGGACGCGGUUAUUUGAAUGCGCUCCUUGUUAUGCGUUCUAGCAUGUCUCGCAUAACUGACGUCAAGAGUGUAAUUUGCAUAAAAAAGGAUGUCACAUCACUGUUUUUGAAAAUAGGCGAACAUGUUAUUAAGCAA
This is a messenger RNA of Dreissena polymorpha, 1149 nucleotides long. RefSeq lists its product as uncharacterized. Lineage: Eukaryota; Metazoa; Mollusca; Bivalvia; Myida; Dreissenidae. The record is from RefSeq and is a predicted model, not a curated record. The coding region runs from base 14 to 835 and encodes 273 amino acids. The transcript is spliced from 4 exons.